Messenger RNA from Iphiclides podalirius (scarce swallowtail), 654 nucleotides. The record is from the annotation of a GenBank genome assembly. NCBI's taxonomy places the organism in Eukaryota, Metazoa, Arthropoda, Insecta, Lepidoptera, Papilionidae.
AUGUCUCUAAACGGCACGCAAGUGGGACUUAACCAGAACCCACUAAACACUGCCAAGCCUAAAUCCGGCACGCAAGUGGGACUUAACCAGUACCCAGAAAACACUGCCAUACCUAAAUUCGGCACGCAAGCGGGACUUAACCAGUACCCACUAAACACUGCCAAGCCUAAAUCUGGUACGCAAGUGGGACUUAACCAGUACCCACAAAACACUGCCAUACCUAAAUUCGGCACGCAAGCGGGACUUAACCAGUACCCACUAAACACUGCCAAGCCUAAAUCCGGCAAGCAAGUGGGACUUAACCAGUACCCACAAAACACUGCCAUACCUAAAUUCGGCACGCAAGCGGGACUUAACCAUUACCCACUAAACACCGCCAAGCCUAAAUCCGGCAUGCAAGUGGAACUUAACCAGUACCCACAAAACACUGCCAAGCCUAAAUCCGGCAAGCAAGUGGGACUUAACCAGUACCCACAAAACACUGCCAUACCUAAAUUCGGCACGCAAGCGGGACUUAACCAUUACCCACUAAACACCGCCAAGCCUAAAUCCGGCAUGCAAGUGGAACUUAACCAGUACCCACAAAACACUGCCAUACCUAAAUUCGGAACGCAAGCGGGACUUAACCAGUACCCACUAAACACUGCCAAGCCU